AUGGUCCACACAAUACCGUGGUGCACUGUUCUUUCUCCCCCUAAUGUAUCCGGUGUCAGUCCGGGAGUCUACGAGAACCAACUAAGGGUGUGGAUUCCGAAUGGUACUACUGGCGCUAAGUGGCCAGUCACGGUUUACUGCAAAAGAAAGGAUCAGGCAUUGGUGUUGAACACACAUUUGAAUCCAUUCCUGGUGUAUCAUGGCCAAGAGGACGAUGUAACUUUCAGAGCGUCUUUGCAUGAGUGGCAAGAACGGCCCACGAUCACUGCAAUGUUCGACAACGAUGGGGCCACCUUCUGGGCCAUCAUAUAUGAACACGCUGUGGACCAAGUCGAUCGGUCAAACCCAACAUAUCGCAGGGCCCACGGCUUCGAUAAGAUUGAAAAUGCGCUAAUCUGUCAAAUGACUUCACCCACAGCAUCUCCAGUGGGGACCCCUUCGAAGCAGAAAGGGAAGGCGCACAUUCCCGACUCGUCACCAAGGAAAACUCAUCAUGGCAACUACCUCACUUCGAAUGUGACCGUCAAUAGCGUUGGCAAUGGGGACAUAUUUUCAUCUCCCACAUCACACAGCUCACCAAGGACUCCAGUAAGCCUCGGCCAAGCGGGGCCCUCCAGGCCAAGAUCCAUGUCACCACUACAUCUUCCCAAGUUACUUGCAAGAUAUCUGGAGGUAUACCAGUACCCGAAGCGAUACGUAUCAAGACAUCUUGAAGAGGCUGAUACAAGGGAUGACUUUAUUGAAGCCGUGGAGGAGAGUAUUCUGGAAGAGGCAGCUGGAUUCAUUUGGGACCUGGGUGGUACAUAUUUCAACUCAAGUUUCCUACUUGAAGGGAUAUCGGCAGAAGAAAUGUACUAUGAGGCGGCAGAAGCACCGGCACCAUGGCCUCGGGAUUCCGGUCACUGGGGCGAAAGUCAAAGCCAUCCAAUGACCCUGACUGAUGACUUCGGUGAUGGUCGUGCGACCCGCAUAACACUGGUUCAGAAGUCAAACAAGCACAGUCAUGUCGAAAGCAAAGUGUCAAGACUGCAGAAACUAGGGCCAGUUGAGGUGCUGAUGUAA
Molecule: messenger RNA, 1062 nt
Organism: Desarmillaria tabescens
Lineage: Eukaryota; Fungi; Basidiomycota; Agaricomycetes; Agaricales; Physalacriaceae
Exons: 9
Coding region: 1-1062 (353 amino acids)
Source: RefSeq, a predicted model, not a curated record